Plasmodium coatneyi is the source of this 1278-nucleotide messenger RNA. RefSeq lists its product as uncharacterized. NCBI's taxonomy places the organism in Eukaryota, Apicomplexa, Aconoidasida, Haemosporida, Plasmodiidae. The transcript has a single exon. Bases 1 to 1278 code for a protein of 425 amino acids. The record is from RefSeq and is a predicted model, not a curated record.
AUGAGUGGCAACAUUAAGGACCUUAUCAAGCAGGAGAAGGAAAGAAGGAAGUUACUCAGGGAGGAAAGGAAAAAAGCGGAAAAGGUGAAGCAACCAGGAGGGGGGGAAGACUACCCGAUUGGGAAAGACACACCGGGGAACUAUUACACAAAGAGUGCACAACAGGACAGGCUCUUUUUAAAAAUUCAAAAUAACUCCGAAUAUGGUAGCGUUACGCAAAAUUAUAACAAUGUGGAAGAACAAUUGUGUGAGGCUGGUCAGGGGAGAAGAACAUCCGGUUCCAUGGCGAGCAAUGAACAUAUGACUACGCAAAAAAAUAGUGACAAUAAAAUCCAUAAAAGGGUGCUCUUCACCGAACCGAGUGCACCAGUAAACAGGCUAAAUAAAAACAACAAUUUUAAGGAUGCGUUUCUGGACUAUAGCAAUGAAGAGCAAAGUGAUUAUUCAGAAGGAGCUUCCAAAGAUAAGGAGGACGAAAAGCAUGCUGAGGUCGACUUGCCUGCAGAUUUUUUCGAUUCCUUUGUAACUUUCAAUCGUAGUAACAGUAAGAAGAAUGACCAGAGAGGUACCACUCCUAUGGAAAGAACCCCUGGUGGGAAGAGAGGAGCAGAUCAAAGUGAUCCCCCUUCCGAAGAGGAAGAAGUUAAUGGGGCACCUCUAAACUAUGGCUUAAGUGAAGGAAAGGACAUAUCAAGCGGCAGGUCUGCAUCAUCGCAGGAGAUGGGCGAAGGAACCGAUUCCAUAGAGCAGCGAAGUGGAAACAAAUUUGAUUUAAAGAACGAACCAAACGUUGAAGUGAUCGAAACGUAUGAAAUUAUGGAGGACACACUUGGAAGUGCAGAACUGGUAGAAAAUGAAAAUUUCCACAGGCAAAUAAAAAAAAAAAGGAAGUUACUACAAGAGGGAGAAUACCAUUUGGAUGCAGAAGAAAAUGAUGAAAAGGGUAAAUUCGAAAGAGGGGAAAGAACUCACAGAAGGGACAUGUCUAGAGGUAAAGAAGAUCAAACCGAUGGAGAGGGAGAACAAGAAGGAAACCCCAUUAUGAAUCUGUUCACUACUAAUAUGGAAGAUUUGACAAACUACAAACUGCUGGACACGGCUUACUACGAAGAGUUGGAUUACUUACACAAAAUGCUGGUGGAGAAGAAAAAAUACAUUUUAGGAGAUACUUAUGAUGAGGAGAAAGAAGAAAAUGAAGAGAGGGAAGUAGAGCUACUUGAAGAAUUGAAUCAAUUUCGAAAAAAAAAAAAAAAAAAUGGAAAAGGGAAGAGGCGAUGA